GGGGCUCCCUCCAAAGCCACAUUUUAUUUCUAGUAAUCAUCAUGCUAGGCGUCAGUUUAUGAGAGUUAUUUUGGUAAAUUAUGUGGGUCACUGCCGUGGGGUGUGAACAUUUGAUCUCCGCAUUGCUCCCGAGCCGCCCAACCACGUGGGACGGCCCCGCCUCUUUGACGACGCCCCUCCCGACGCCCCUCCUGGGUCCGAGGAAAACUACCGCGGUCGUCAUCAUCCUCGCCCGCACCACUCCGACGAGGAGGAGGGGUCGGAGGACAGCCCAUCCCGCUCCCCCUUGCCGACUCGCCCGGCCCCGUCCUCGAGCCGUGUGUGUGGGGGGGGGGGGGGCAGGCUGGGCUUGCUGCGCUACCCUCCUCUCCGUCUAUAGUCGCCUCCGUGGGGAGUGAUACCUCCGACGUCAGCCUCAUCGUCGCCCCUGCCUCCUCGCCUCGCUCCCCCGACGCUUUCCCUGCCGUGCCGGUCCUGGGUUUGCAGCCGACCCCCUCCGUCCCGGCCUCCCCUACGGCUGGGGCCCAGGUCAUGGCGUGCCCUUACCUGACCACCCUCUCGACGGCGCCCCAGGCCGACUCGCCCCGCCGCUCCAGCUCGCCCUCCCCGACGCUGGUCCCCGAGGACCCCCCACCACCCCCGGCAGCCGCUCCCACACCGUCUCCGCUGCCGGCGGUAACCGUGGCUCCUCCCGCCUCUGAUCCCAUACCGCCAGCUUCAGCACCAUCCCCCCUGCGCCUCGACUGCACCCAGCCAGCACUACUCCUCGCGGCUGCGGCUGACCCCGACGGGGAGGGUGGGACUCGGGUGACCACCCCGGUGGCUUCCCAGCCCCCUCCCCCACGGUCCGCGGCCUACUCCCGCCGUGGUCGAUCCUCCUCAACCCCGGUGUCGGCCUCGCGAUGGAGUGACCGGCUUGUGGCCGCCCGGCCGGACGGUAGCCCAGCUCUGACCAUCCCCGAGCGGGCGGAGCUCCGUGCCGUUGCCCGGAACCUGGAGCCAGCUUUGGCGGCCGCUUAGCCGCCCUCAGGAUCGCGAUGCCAUCACCGCCUUCAUCGCCGACCUUCGCUCGAUGGCCGUCCGUCUGUCGCCGCCGCCCCCUCCGCCCCCCGAAGCCAGAUUAGACGCCUUGCCUCGGCCGCGUCCUUUUUGUUUCUUUUGGGCUUGUUGAGCUGUGCCCUCAGCAGAAUCUUUGUACUUCUUGUUGUGUGACUUGGGUGUGUGUGUUCUGGACUAGUCCGUGUAUGUGUGCUCUUGGCAGUUUGCUUUAUAUAUAAAGCGGGGCGAAAGCCUUUUUCGGUAAAUAAAAU
Molecule: messenger RNA, 1310 nt
Organism: Triticum aestivum (bread wheat)
Lineage: Eukaryota; Viridiplantae; Streptophyta; Magnoliopsida; Poales; Poaceae
Product: classical arabinogalactan protein 4-like
Exons: 2
Coding region: 532-1020 (162 amino acids)
Source: RefSeq, a predicted model, not a curated record